UUCUUGCUCAAUAUUUGUUGAGGGUGGGAGGAGCAAUACAAUUUCCCCAGCUGUUCCUCUGCUCUCCUAUAGGAUUAGCCUUUGAGUAGUCAAAGAAACUUUUUUAGAAACUUUUUCUUCCUUCCUUUCUGUGUUUCCUCUGUCAGCUAAACACCAUCAAGCAACCAGAGACUUGACAGUCAAUCCGGUAGGGGAAUAGGCAACAGCUGAAAGCCUAGAAGGCAAAAAUCACCUCGGGACGACCCGGAGCUCCAGGGCAGGUGACACAUUGAAGGUUUCCUUGGCUCUGGUUUGAUAGUUUCAUCCCCGCCCACUGGCAAGAGAGCUAUCCCAGCGCCGCUGCACAGGCGCGCGGAGGGGGACCAUAUAAGCGGUAGUGGAGCAGAGAAGCGGAGCUCGCCCACCACCCGCGGAGAAGCGAUCCACCAUGCACGUGAACGGCAAAGUGGCUCUGGUGACCGGUGCAGCGCAGGGCAUAGGCAGGGCCUUCGCUGAGGCUCUGUUGCACCAUGGCGCCAAGGUAGCGUUGGUGGACUGGAAUCUCGAGGCAGGUGUAAAGUGUAAAGCUGCCCUGGAUGAGCAGUUCGAACCUCAGAAGACGCUGUUCGUGCAGUGCGAUGUGGCUGACCAGGAACAACUGAAAGAUACUUUUAGAAAAGUCGUAGACCAUUUUGGAAGAUUGGAUAUUUUGGUCAACAAUGCAGGAGUGAACAAUGAGAAAAACUGGGAACAGACGCUGCAAAUUAAUUUGGUUUCUGUUAUCGGUGGAACCUACCUUGGUUUGGAUUACAUGAGUAAGCAAAAUGGAGGUGAAGGUGGCGUCAUCAUCAAUAUGUCUUCAUUAGCAGGACUUAUGCCUGUUGCACAACAACCUGUUUAUUGUGCUUCAAAGCACGGCAUAAUCGGAUUCACGCGCUCAGCAGCGAUGACUGCUAACCUUAAGAAGAGUGGAGUACGACUAAAUGCCAUUUGCCCAGGCUUUGUCAACACACCCAUCCUUGAGUCCAUUGAGAAAGAAGAAAAUAUGGGCCAAUAUUUAGAAUAUAAGGAUCAGAUCAAGGCUAUGAUGAAAUUUUAUGGAAUCUUGGACCCCUCAAUCAUUGCCAAUGGAUUACUAACUCUCAUUGAAGAUGAUACUUUCAACGGUGCCAUUAUGAAGAUCACAGCGUCUAAAGGAAUUCAUUUUCAAGAUUAUGACAUCACACCGACGACUGUAAAAGCUCCAUGAACGUCUUAAGCAUCAGCUAUGCUGAAACUAAGCACACGUGGCUCACUCAGACUGCAUCUUUAUUCAUAUAGCUUUUGAAAUGAAAUGCUGUAGUACGGAGGUGAUAUCAGCCUCAUAUUAGCAAUAGCCUGAUUCUGCACAAAAACUAACUCAUGAGAACUUCAACAAAUUACCUGCACGCAUCUGAUGUCAAUAUUUUUCUUAAAUGAUUUGUUCGAAGUAUAGAUAAAGAUGUACGAUAAGCUAGCCAAAAAAAUGCAGUGCAAGCCAAAACCAGGUUAUAACCUACAUCCUCUAAGGACAAAACAAAGGAUAUUCAAGAGAUAUUCUGCCUUUCAGAAAAUGUAUUUAUCACCGUGACUCAUAAAUAUUAAUGGUUUUCAGAAAGGAGAUACUUGAAUUGUUAUUUAAGUCAAAACACAUCUUAAAUGAGUCACUAUAUACAUUUGCACUUCAAAAGGGAGGAGCUACUUUGCAAUAGAAAUAUUUAGUAAUAACAGCUUGUGCAUGAUCUGCAAGCUGAGCAUGUCAACUCUGAAGAUCUGGUGUUGGGGGUUCCAGUAGUUAGGAAAUGAGUCCCCGUGUGACCAUGUCCCAAUAAUACAUCUGAUGUAUGGGAAAAUGAUACUUGUACUAUCAGUGAAGACUCACACUUCAGUUUCAAACCAGGGAAGAUGGUUUUGCUUUCCUUCCUAAUUUUAUAAUUCAAUGGAUUCCAAAGACCUCAGGAAUGAAACUUUUAAUAGUUGUAACAAAAAGGAAGAAACUAUAAAAUUUUAUAUGUACUAUAUAUGCUUAUUAAUAAAUGAUUCAGAUCUAUUUUCCUGAUUAUUUCUUUGUUGGUUUGUACUAAUUACAAAAGUGCCUAUCUGUAAAUAAAACUCUUUUAUUCAAACUCACAUAAA
Alexandromys fortis (reed vole) is the source of this 2133-nucleotide messenger RNA. It is a transcript of the gene Hpgd, whose product is annotated as 15-hydroxyprostaglandin dehydrogenase. Gene Ontology annotation, biological process: female pregnancy; prostaglandin metabolic process. Gene Ontology annotation, molecular function: 15-hydroxyprostaglandin dehydrogenase (NAD+) activity. Gene Ontology annotation, cellular component: cytoplasm. The transcript has 7 exons. Lineage: Eukaryota; Metazoa; Chordata; Mammalia; Rodentia; Cricetidae. The record is from RefSeq and is a predicted model, not a curated record. The coding region runs from base 428 to 1228 and encodes 266 amino acids.